AUGGCUGAGCAAAACUGUAUGUGUCCCGGAAGCGCGCUCGCGUCGAUGGCACACCACCUCCUGCUGGGCUUUAUCCUGAUCAUCAAGGUCGUCCUGGCAUUCCAAACGACGCCUCGUCAGAAUUGCUUGGACCUCCUCCAGCAUACAGCCCUGCGCCUGAUUAUCGGUCUACGGCACCUUCGACUCCUCUUGUCCGGCCUUUCCAUCGAACUGAACCUUCACAAGCAUCUGCUGCUGGCUCACCUACAGGUCUCCAAGAUCAUGGAUACCAGAAUCCAAUCGAAGCAUAUUCACGGAGACCGCCAGAAAAUUCUCCUCCUGAUCAUCAUCGGCCGCGAUCAUCCCAUCAGGAUGCACAAAUACCUCGUAGGCUUCGACCUCACCAAAGUCCUGUAA
Alternaria postmessia is the source of this 396-nucleotide messenger RNA. RefSeq lists its product as uncharacterized. Bases 1 to 396 code for a protein of 131 amino acids. The transcript has 2 exons. Lineage: Eukaryota; Fungi; Ascomycota; Dothideomycetes; Pleosporales; Pleosporaceae. The record is from RefSeq and is a predicted model, not a curated record.